CUAAGACGCAUGAUUCCUGAUUACUCCUGCAGCCCUCCGGAGGGGGGAGGGGGCCAGAUCUGGUCCCCCCCCCCCUUCCCCCGACUCGUUAAAAUCCAAGGACCUCCCAUUUUCCGGUUGGUCAGGCAGUCUGAAGAGUUGUGAUUGUGCAACCGGAGCCAUGGCCGCUUCUUCGUCUCUGACAGCCGCGCAAGAGGCUGCUUGGUCCCAGUCUCGCCAGCCGGCCAUCCUGGGGGUCGUCAUCACGAUGCUAAUUCUGGGCAACAUUUCUGUCCCGAUGCGGUUCUGGGCGCAGUGGCGCAUCCACAAGCGGAUUCUGCUGGAGGACUACUGUCUCGUGGUGGCCUUGGUGUUUGCCAACAUCGUCUCCGCCGCCCUGCUGGUGGCCUGGUAUAAUGGGUUCGGAUUACAUACCUGGCGAGUCGAGAUGGAGGAUCGGACCAUGGGACACUUACGGAAUAUCCUUCUAAGUUUCUGGAUCACCGCCGUCUUCAACGGUCCCUCGCUCUUCGCCACCAAAUUAGCCCUACUCUUCUACUACCGGCGCUUGUUCGUCAUCUACCAGCGCUGGAUCCGCAUCGCAUGGUGGUCCAACCUCAUCUACGUCUCACUAUGGGUGGUCGGAUCAACCACCUUCUAUAUCUUCCAGUGCCUGCCUGCGAACUACUAUUGGGAGCGUGUCGACCCCUCCUCGACCAUCACGCACGGCGCCUGCCCGCACAGCACGAACAUCAUCGGCGUGCCGCUCAUCCUGAAUAUCCUGUCCGAUGUGACCAUUCUUCUGCUCCCGGUCAUCACGGUGUCCACGCUGCAGAUGCGGAUGGCCCGCAAGCUGGGACUGGCUGCGGUUUUCUCGGUUGGUGCAGCUGCCUCCGCCAGCGCCAUCGCGCGGGUCCUCGUCCUCGAGAUCGGCACCGACGUGCAGUCAGACGCCACCUACAACACCGCCCCCUUCGAGGUGCUCUGCGUAGUGGAGCUGAAUCUCGCCAUCGUCUGCACCUGCGCCGUCCCCAUCGCCUCGUGUCUCCGCAUGGCGCGCGCCAAGCGUCCCCGCCAGACCGAUGGGUACGAGAUGUACGGCAAAUCCUCGCAGACCGGCCGCAGUGCCACCAAAACGCAUCUCUCGACCAUCGCGGCCCACGACAACGCGGCCCUGGGUCGGUCGAUGAGCACCGAGCAGCUGCAUUACAGCACCGCGACGACGAGCGUCGAGACCAAGGAGGAGGGGCGGUGGGAGAGUGAUUCCGCCGAUGCGCAUCAGAUUAUGGUCAAGGUGGAUGUGGAUGUGAGAUAAGAAUGAGACUUUAUUUAUUAUACAUACGC
Messenger RNA from Aspergillus saccharolyticus JOP 1030-1, 1323 nucleotides. RefSeq lists its product as uncharacterized. The transcript is spliced from 3 exons. The record is from RefSeq and is a predicted model, not a curated record. The coding region runs from base 161 to 1294 and encodes 377 amino acids. Lineage: Eukaryota; Fungi; Ascomycota; Eurotiomycetes; Eurotiales; Aspergillaceae.